Microthlaspi erraticum is the source of this 399-nucleotide messenger RNA. The record is from the annotation of a GenBank genome assembly. Lineage: Eukaryota; Viridiplantae; Streptophyta; Magnoliopsida; Brassicales; Brassicaceae.
AUGGCAAUAGCAAACAUCUUGGAUCGAUCUACAACCGCCUACAAGCCCUUGAAGGAUCAUCUCAUGCCAACUUACAAGAGAGAGAGGAGUCCAACACCCAACCACCCUCCCUUUUAUUGCAAUGCCAUCACAAGAAGAAGCACUACUCAAGUCCAAGGAAGGAAUGAAGAAGAAGAAAGAGAGUAUGAGGAACAAUUGAAUGAUGAAGAUGAAGAGCAGAGCAUCGACAUCAAUGCUUCCCCAAAACAGAGCAUGGAUACACCUAGCCCUAGAGACCCUCGUUUCUCACCAAGAAGUCAAGCUUCUACACUUCCAAGAUUGGAAGCAAUGCAAAGACCAUCACCACCUACUGAAGAAGAAGAUACUUGGCAUAUGAUCCCAUUGAUCCCAACAAGAUAA